AUGGCCGGAGCAGCGCUCUCCUGCAUUGCCACUGCCAUACUGAAAAGCCUCACCACCGAAAUUGCGAAACCUGUAGGCACCUUCGCUUCUCAGAAGGUCCAGUCGCUCUUGCGUGUCAAGGACGACCUCCGAAGCCUUAAGGGCACCGUCGAGACCAUCCAAGCGGUGCUUUUGGAUGCCGAGAAGAAGCAAUGGCACAACAACCAGGUCAAGCACUGGCUCGGGAGGCUCAAGGACGUGCUGUACGACCUACAGGACUUGCUCGACGACGUCGCGACCGAAGAUCUGAGGCGGAAGGUCACUCUCGGCAACAAGAUGUCGAAAGCGGUACGCGUUUUCUUCUCUAAAUCGAAUCAGCUCGAACAUCGCCUCAGAGUGGCCAAUAAGAUUCAGGAACUUAGGAAGACACUGGAUGAGAUUGAAAAAGAUAGUAAGUUAUUAAAUUUAGAGCGGCAUCCGGAGGAAACAGUGGCCAUCGGGAGAGGAAAGAAACCUGAACAUCCCUCGCCUGAUGAAAAAAUAAUCGGUAGGGAAGAGGACAAAAUGAAGAUCAAGCAACUCUUGUUGAGUUCCUCCUCUAACAAGAGCGUGUCAUUUGUAGCCAUCGUUGGUAAAGGUGGUCUUGGGAAAACUGCACUUGCACGACUAGUGUACAACGAUGGGGAGGUAAAAGAACAUUUUGGGCUUAAGAUGUGGGUGUGUGUAUCUGAUGUCUUUGAUGUCAAUUCGAUUAUCAAAGAGAUACUUAAAAAAGCAAAUGUCGACUGUCAAGGCCAUGACGAUGAAGACUUGCCAAGUCUUCUUCGCGAGACUCUACGGGGGGAGAAAUACUUGCUUGUUUUGGAUGAUUUGUGGAAUGAAGACCGGAAUAAAUGGUUGAAGCUUGGAGAUUGGCUAGAGGGUGGUUUACGGGGAAGCAAGGUACUUUUAACCACUCGUAGCCACAGAGUAGCAGAGGUGACGGAUGCGAGAUCAGUUAUCCAUGUUCUACGUGGCUUAUCUGAAGAUAAGCCGUGGAACCUAUUCAAGAAAAUGGCUUUUGGAGAUGGGGCAGAAUCAUCAGACCCGGGACUGGAGGAGAUAGGUCGAGAUAUAGUUAAGAAAUGCGCUGGGGUUCCCCUUGCCAUUAGGACUGUGGGAGGCCUGUUGUACGGCAAAACGAAAGAUGAAUGGCUCCGCUACAAGGUGCGUGAACUUCCAGAAAUACAAGAAAUCGAUGAGGCUGAUGAUGGAAUUAUGCAAGUCCUCAAGUUCAGUUACGAUCAUCUCCGGUCAAGCUUGAAACAUUGUUUUGCAUACUGCUCAUUGUUUCCGAAAGAUUAUGUCUAUAGUAAAGAGAUGGUGAUACAUCUUUGGGUGGCACAAGGCUUUAUUGAGUCACCCAACGGGGAGGAUAACCUUGAAGAGGUUGCAGACAUGUACUUGUCGGAACUGCUGUGUAGGUCAUUCCUCGAUGUUCAUGUCAAAUUCAAGGAUGGCGAGGUCUGGACUUUCAAGAUGCAUGAUCUCAUGCACGAUCUUGCCCAAAAAGUUGCUGGAGGUGAAUGCAAGAUUGUUAAUUUUAAAGGAGGACAUAAUGAGAGAGGAAUUCGACAUGCUUUAUUUACUUCAGAAUUUUUCUCUGAAGAGAAAAUGAUGUCUCUGCUCGAUCUACACAAAUUGCAGACAUUAAUCUUCUUGGGAGAUCCAUCGCAUGUACUCAACUUCGACAGAGUUUUUUCUGAGGGCAAACAUUGUCGAGUGUUGCAUUUAGACUAUGUAAAUAUUCGUCUCCCUCCUUCCUCCUUUGAAAAGUUGAAGCACUUAAGGUAUCUUCGUAUUGGUAAAAACGAAUCUAUUCAGAGUUUGCCGGAUUCAAUCACGGAUUUGGUGAAUUUGCAGUUCCUUGAACUCUUUGAUUGUAGGUGCCUUAAAACAUUUCCAAGAGAUUUGAGGAAAUUGAUCAACCUUCAAUACUUGCGUAUUUGGGCUUGUGCGUCAGUGAGCCACCUACCAUCCUUGAGUGAACUCCCUUCCCUAAGGACGUUGAUUCUCUUUGACUUGCAUGGCUUGGAGUUCGUUCAACAGACAAGUGACGUGGGGCAAUCUAAGACUGCACGCACCUUCUUCCCAUCUCUUGAGAGAUUGGAACUAAAGCGAUGCACCAAACUGAAGGGAUGGUGGGGAAGUAGGGAACUAAUGACAGCACAUCAAAAGCAUCACCGGUCAUCCUUCCCAAAACUUCGGUCCGUGAAAAUAUGGCACUGUCCCCACUUGAACUUCGUGCCACCAUUCCCUCAGGUGGAAUGCUUGGACAUAGAUGACGCGAAAAUGUUGGAAAUAAAGCCCGAUCCAAAUUGCCCGUCGAAGCCGCGAGUGGGAUCCACAUUCACCCCUUUCUCUAAACUAAUGCGUCUAUAUCUUCACGGAGAUGAUCCGGAGUCCCGGAUGCUCGAGACUCUACUCCGAUCGGCCAAUAAUCUCGAGCUCAUGAGCCUCACAUAUUGCGACAUAAGGAGCUUCUCUCGUGGCAUGCGCCACCUUUCCUCGCUCCGGGAACUCCACGUUGAUACUUGUGAAGGACUCGAUUUAUUGUGCGAAGAAGACCAGCAUGACACCCAAUGGCCAUUCCUCACGAACCUACGCGUUCUUAAGAUCACCGAUUUGAUGCAAUUACCUGAGGGGAUUCGACAUGUCAAGACUACGCAAUCUCUCAAGAUUCGUCGAUAUCGGGGAUCGAGUUUGCAGGAAUGGAUUGGAAAUCUCUCUCUGCUCGAAAAGCUUGUAUUAAUUGGCUGUCGAAAGUUAGAGCAUUUGCCAUUUGAGAUGCCCAACCUCACACACUUGAAGGAAUUGAGAAUCAUUCGUUGUCCCAUUACGAAAAAAAAUCGCCACGAGGAACGGCCACAGCUUGCCCACAUUCCAGUCAUUUUUUCGGAGGAUGAAGUGGAUGAAUCCGACUAUGAAUCCGACUAUGAAUCCGAAUAUUAG
Messenger RNA from Rhodamnia argentea, 2970 nucleotides. Its product is annotated as putative disease resistance protein RGA3. The transcript has a single exon. The record is from RefSeq and is a predicted model, not a curated record. Gene Ontology annotation, molecular function: ADP binding; protein binding. Lineage: Eukaryota; Viridiplantae; Streptophyta; Magnoliopsida; Myrtales; Myrtaceae. Bases 1 to 2970 code for a protein of 989 amino acids. Gene Ontology annotation, biological process: defense response to other organism.